Molecule: messenger RNA, 2199 nt
Organism: Aspergillus homomorphus CBS 101889
Lineage: Eukaryota; Fungi; Ascomycota; Eurotiomycetes; Eurotiales; Aspergillaceae
Gene: atm1
Product: ATP-binding cassette Fe/S cluster precursor transporter ATM1
Exons: 7
Coding region: 1-2199 (732 amino acids)
Biological process (GO): intracellular iron ion homeostasis; transmembrane transport
Cellular component (GO): mitochondrial inner membrane
Molecular function (GO): ATP hydrolysis activity; ABC-type transporter activity; ATP binding
Source: RefSeq, a predicted model, not a curated record
AUGCUGCCCAGGGCCGCCCGAUCGCCGUGCUGGCGUGUCCCGGGGCGCUUCGUAUACCAGAGUCAGCCCGUCACGCGCUCAACCUCAUGGACCGCUGCCCCAAAUGGAGUCCAGCUCAGAGCCUUUUCGACUCCUAGCGGACCUCUGAGGAGACAAGUGCCCGAGAACACGUCCCCCGCCUCAAAGACCGCGAACCCUACCAGUCCAACCGCGGCACAACCCGGGGCAGCAAAUGCGACUCAGGCCUCCACCACACCUACCCAAAAGGAAGAUGCCACCACAAUUUCGAAGAAGGACCUGCUUAGCGAGGCUACCGUUGCGUCCAAGGAGCAAAGGAAGGCGGACUGGGCGAUAAUGAAGGAGAUGGCAAAGUACCUUUGGCCCAAGGACGAUUGGGGAACGAAGCUCCGCGUUGGAAGCGCCCUGUCCUUGCUCAUCGGGGCGAAGAUCCUGAACGUUGAGGUACCCUUCUAUUUCAAAAGCAUCGUCGACUCGAUGAACGUGGAUUUUGCUGCUGUGGGUGGCACUGCUUACACAGUCGCGGGCUCCAUGAUCAUAGCCUAUGGUGUUACCCGAAUCGGAGCCACUGUCUUCCAGGAACUUAGAAAUGCGGUCUUCGCCAGCGUUGCCCAAAAAGCGAUCCGCAAGGUCGCGCGAAAUGUCUUCGAACACUUACUACGAUUGGAUCUCAACUUUCAUCUUACGCGCCAGACCGGAGGAUUAACGCGGGCAAUUGACCGUGGUACUAAGGGUAUCAGCUUCUUGCUGACUUCCAUGGUGUUCCAUGUGGUGCCUACUGCUUUGGAAAUCUCCCUCGUGUGUGGUAUUCUGACUUAUCAGUAUGGCUUCAAAUUCGCGGCGAUAACGGCCACGACCAUGCUCGCGUAUUCAGCCUUCACCAUAACCACCACCGCCUGGAGAACCAGGUUUCGCAAGCAGGCCAACGCGGCCGACAAUCGGGGUGCCACCGUUGCUGUAGACUCUCUGAUUAACUACGAGGCCGUCAAGUACUUCAACAACGAGAAAUUCGAGGUGGCUCGCUACGACAAGGCGCUCAAAUCCUAUGAGGAUGCAUCGAUCAAAGUCACCACGUCCCUUGCGUUCCUCAACUCUGGCCAGAACAUGAUCUUCUCGAGCGCGCUUGCCGCCAUGAUGUAUCUCGCAGCCGACGGAGUAGCCACUGGUACCCUGACUGUUGGUGACCUGGUCAUGGUCAACCAGCUUGUCUUCCAGCUCUCCGUUCCGCUCAACUUCCUCGGAUCCGUGUACCGCGAGCUCCGUCAGUCGCUGUUGGACAUGGAAACACUGUUCAAUUUGCAGAAGGUUAACGUCAACAUCAUUGAGCGGCCCAACGCGAAGCCCUUGUCGUUGAACCAAGGGGGUGAGAUCCGGUUCGAGAACGUCACGUUUGGCUACCAUCCCAAACGUCCUAUUCUCAAGAACGCCAGCUUUACCAUCCCCGCGGGUCAGAAGUUCGCUGUUGUCGGACCCAGUGGUUGCGGAAAGUCUACUAUCUUGCGCCUGCUGUUCCGGUACUACGACGUCCAGGAGGGCCGGAUCCUCAUUGAUGGGCAAGACAUUCGCGAUGUGACGCUGGAGAGUCUGCGCAAGGCCAUCGGCGUCGUGCCCCAGGACACUCCCUUGUUCAACGACACGAUUGAACACAACAUCCGGUACGGGCGGAUCGAAGCGACCGACGAGGAAGUCCGCAAGGCUGCGCGACGCGCCCAUAUCCACGAGCUGAUCGAGAGGCUUCCCGAUGGGUACAAGACGGCUGUUGGAGAGAGAGGCAUGAUGAUCUCAGGUGGUGAGAAGCAGCGGCUGGCUGUGUCCCGGCUAUUGCUCAAGGACCCCGAGCUUCUCUUCUUCGAUGAGGCGACCUCUGCAUUGGAUACCUACACGGAACAAGCCCUAUUACAGAACAUCAACAGUAUCCUCAAGGACAAGCGACGCACGAGCGUAUUUGUGGCCCACCGCCUGCGGACGAUUUACGACUGCGACCAGAUCCUGGUGCUGAAGGAGGGCCGUGUGGCGGAGAUGGGCUCGCACCGCGAACUUCUGGAACAAAAUGGCAUUUAUUCCGAGCUAUGGAACGCGCAGGAAAUGUCGCUCGCGCACGAGCAGGGGCCGGAGGGCACCGAGGAGCAGGAGGAAGUGGAGCAAGACGCUGGCCCGUCCUCCCACCAGCGACAGAAGUAA